Messenger RNA from Lonchura striata (white-rumped munia), 2629 nucleotides. RefSeq names its product leukotriene A4 hydrolase (gene LTA4H). Gene Ontology annotation, molecular function: metallopeptidase activity; leukotriene-A4 hydrolase activity; epoxide hydrolase activity. Gene Ontology annotation, cellular component: cytosol; nucleus. The record is from RefSeq and is a predicted model, not a curated record. Gene Ontology annotation, biological process: leukotriene biosynthetic process; proteolysis; peptide catabolic process. Lineage: Eukaryota; Metazoa; Chordata; Aves; Passeriformes; Estrildidae.
CCCCUCCCCUCUCCGCGGCGGGCUCCGUGCCGCGCAGGGUGGCACGGCCGGGCAGGGCGGGUAGACGGCGCGCGAGCGAUGGCGGACCCCAGCUCGUUCGCGUCUCCCGCGUGCUGCCUCACGCGGCACCUCCACCUGCGCUGCCGCGCGGACUUCGCGGCGCGCGUGCUGCGGGGCACGGCCGCCCUCACCGCGCGCGCGGAGCGCGAGGCGCUGCGCCGCCUGGUCCUGGAUACAAAAGACGUACAGGUAUUUAAAGUGACUGUAAAUGGACAGGAUGCACGAUUUGCUUUUGGAGAGAAGCACAGUUUCAAGGGAACCCCUCUAGAAAUCACAUUUCCAAAUGAACUAAGAAGGGGACAAGAAGCAAUUGUUGAAAUCUCUUUUGAAAGCUCUCCACAGUCUUCAGCUCUCCAAUGGUUUACUCCAGAGCAAACUUCUGGAAAGAAACACCCAUUUCUCUUCAGCCAGUGCCAGGCUAUCCACUGCAGAGCCAUUUUUCCAUGCCAAGACACACCUGCUGUGAAACUAACCUACUAUGCAGAGAUAUCCGUCCCAAAGGAGCUGGUGGCUCUGAUGAGCGCGAAUCGCGAUGGAGAGGCACCCGACCCAGAGGACAGCACCCACAAGGUUUACCGCUUCAGCCAGAACGUUCCCAUACCUUGCUACUUGUUUGCUUUAGUAGUUGGAGCUUUAGAAAGUCGAAAGAUUGGCCCGAGGACACUGGUCUGGGCUGAAAAGGAACUAGUGGAUAAAUCAGCCUAUGAAUUUUCUGAGGCUGAAGCUAUGCUGAAAACAGCAGAAGAUUUGGCAGGACCUUAUGUCUGGGGACAGUAUGAUUUGUUAGUCUUACCACCUUCUUUUCCUUAUGGUGGUAUGGAGAAUCCUUGUCUUACUUUUGUAACUCCAACGCUACUGGCAGGUGAUCGAUCUCUAUCAAAUGUUAUUGCACAUGAAAUCUCUCAUAGCUGGACAGGAAACUUGGUAACCAACAAAACAUGGGAGCAUUUUUGGCUGAAUGAGGGUCAUACUGUGUACCUGGAACGCAGGAUCGGUGGUCAGUUGUUUGGUGAGCAGUUCAGGCACUUUCAGGCCCUAGGAGGUUGGCGAGAACUGCAGAAUACGAUAAAUACUCUUGGAGAUAAAAAUCCAGUAACUAACCUUGUCAUUAAUCUGGAUGAAGUAGAUCCUGAUGUUGCCUAUUCAUCCGUGCCAUAUGAGAAAGGUUUUGCUUUGCUUUUUUACCUUGAACAGCUCCUUGGAGGACCAGAUGUCUUCAUUGGCUUCUUGAAAGCUUAUGUUCAGAAGUUUGCUUAUAAAAGCAUUGUAACAGAGGACUGGAAGAAGUUCUUGUACUCCUACUUCAAGGAUAAGGUAGAUAUUCUUGAUAAAGUUGACUGGAACUCAUGGUUUCAUGCUCCAGGAAUGCCACCAGUGAAGCCUACGUAUGAUAUGACACUAUCAAAUGCUUGCAUUGCCUUGAGCCAAAGAUGGAUCCAAGCAAAAGAAAGUGAUUUGAGCUCAUUCAGCUCAGCAGACCUGAAGGAAAUGUCAUCUCAUCAGUUAAUUGAGUUCCUGGCACUGUUGCUUCUGGAGGCACCUCUUCCAUUGUCACAUGUCCAACGCAUGCAAGAAGUGUACAACUUCAAUGCUAUAAACAACUCUGAAAUAAGAUUCAGAUGGCUGCGCCUCUGUAUCAGGUCCAAGUGGGAAGAAGCUAUUCCUCUGGCUUUAAAAAUGGCAACAGAUCAGGGCAGGAUGAAGUUUACUCGACCAUUGUUCAGGGACCUUUACAAUUUUGACAAGAGUCGAGAUCGGGCUGUCAAGACAUUUCUGGAGCAUAGAGCCUCUAUGCACCCCGUCACUUCGAUGCUUGUGGGCAAAGACUUGAAGCAGGACCAGUGACAAAUGUACUUAUUUCUUUGAGAUUUUUGUGUUGCUGAAAGAAGAGACUGAUUGCCCAAACUGUUGAUAUACAUGCUUAUGAUUAUGCCAUAAAAUGCUCUCUGCUGCUUUGGUACUUAAGUAACUAAAAAAUUAAUUUUCCAAAUCAAGUUCAGUACUGUUGCAGUAGAUAGCACUGCCAGCAGACUCCAGCUACUCUCAGACUCUGACUGCAGGCUUCCCUUGUAGACUCUGAUGCCAGCAGACUCCAAAAACAGCCCCUCACAGCAGGGCCAGCAAAAAAAAAACUCUACCCUUUCUUUCUCCUCUUCUGUCUCCCCCUUGACCAGCUAACCUACUCUUUUAUAACACCCAUCCUCAUUGGAUACAGCUGUGUCCCACUAAGGGCAAGGCAGUUCCUCCUCUUUGAUAAUUAGCACAGCUGUAAUUCAUCAGGGGCAAGGUUGCUUGCAAUCCAUUCUCCUGCACUUUCUAUUUCACAUUUCCAGCUAAAGCAGCAAAAAUGCUACAUCUCUGGAAUUGAGAGAAUGUUUUCAUUACAAGCAAUUUUUAGAAUACACAAAAACUGUUCUGAGAUGUAAUCAUUUGUCAGUGAUAGAAUUGAAGAACUUGGAAAAUUAAUUGGUGGAUGGUAUGGCUCUUUGUGCAUAGCAUUCUUUUCCAUAGCACAGUGGUUGAAACUUCAAGUACCUAAAGAAUAAAAAAUAAAUCUUUUCAUUCCCUA